AUGCUGAAUAGCCUGUUUAUUGUGAAUACUUCUGGAGAUGUGUUGCUGGAAAAACAUUGGAAGUCAGUGAUUCACCGCUCUAUUUGUGAUUAUUUCUUUGACGCACAGAAAAAGGCCGCUUCUCCUGAGGAUGUGUCUCCGGUGUUAUCCACCCCUCACCAUUACUUAAUCAGUGUCUAUCAUAAUCAAGUUUAUUUUCUGGCAGUAACGACUACAGAAAUUCCUCCUUUAAUGGUAAUUGAAUUUCUACAUCGUGUAGUUCAUACAUUCUCGCAAUAUUUCGACGAGUGCUCGGACACUUCUAUCAAGGAAAACUGUGUCAUGGUGUUUGAGCUUCUCGAUGAAAUGUUAGAUAAUGGAUACCCGCUGGUUACUGAAUUAAAUAUCCUCCAAGAUCUCAUUAAACCACCAAAUUUCCUUAGAAGCAUCGCCAAUCAGGUGACGGGUCGAACAAAUCAUUCCGAAACAUUGCCGACUGGACAACUUUCAAAUAUCCCAUGGCGUCGUCAAGGUGUCAAAUACACGAAUAAUGAGGCAUAUUUCGACGUUAUCGAGGAAAUUGAUGCUAUUAUUGAUAAACAAGGAUCUACGGUGUUUGCUGAGAUUCAGGGCUAUAUUGAUGUCUGCUGCAAAUUAUCCGGAAUGCCUGAUCUAACAAUGACGUUAGUGAAUCCACGCCUUCUCGAUGAUGUUUCUUUUCACCCAUGUGUUCGAUUCAAACGAUGGGAGAACGAACGUGUCUUGUCAUUUGUACCUCCAGACGGGAAUUUUCGCCUAUUAUCUUAUCAUAUCGCCACUCAAAAUAUGGUCGCUAUACCAAUUUAUGUCCGACACUGCAUAGUCUUGAAAGGAGGCACAGGGAGUCGAAUAGAGAUGACCGUUGGACCUAAGCAAAGUAUGGGAAAGAUUUUGGAAGACGUUGUAGUAGAGAUGUCAAUGCCAAAAGCAGUUCUCAACUGUAACUUGGUGCCGUCCCAAGGGAAGUGCACAUUCGAUCCGACAUCACAUGUUCUUCAAUGGACAAUUGGCAAGAUAGAACUUGGGAAACCACCUAACAUCAAGGGAACGGUAUCUGUUUCUGGAACAACAACAAUUGAGACACCUCCAAUUUCACUGCGCUUUCGCAUCAAUCAACUUGCGGUUUCGGGACUUAAAGUGAACCGCUUGGAUAUGUAUGGAGAAAAAUACAAGCCUUUCAAAGGAGUGAAGUACAUCACCAAGGCGGGGAAAUUCCAAAUGCUGAAUUCUGGCCAGCUAAUAGCUCGCCGAUUCAUGCAGGCGACAAGGCCACUGGGUAUCCCUCAGAGAAAAUUCGAUGAAGUUCUUCCACCGGAAGAGGCAGGAUGGGCCUUCAACCAUAUUGAGAAGAAGAAAGGCCUUUACAAGCCGAAACAUACCAUAGAAGAGCAGAUUGCUUACAUGAAGAGUAAAGCUUUCUAUGACGCUUACAAAGGACUACCCGUAUAUCGGUGGUAUAAGAGGAAUUUCAAGGGACAAUCAAUUCUACAACCACCUCCUCGACUGUUUUGCAUAGAUAAGCAUGGGCGAUUCAAUGUUAACAAUGCUUGUCCGAUAUGUCGCGACGAGUAUUUGUUCUUCGACUUCCGAAAUCCUGCAUUAAUCGAGCAGUUUCUCUCAGAUGGAACUCACCAUCCCAUAGAUAUCUUAAAGAGUGGCCUUUGUCGUGAGCAGUAUGCUCUGUUGAAAGCUCAGCUACUUGCUGCGAAGGAACACGGUACAAUAACCUUCGGUGUUGAUUUCCGAAAUUUCGAUUACCGGGAUUGGUAUAAGGACUGGAAAGAGCCACCAAUGCCUCCUGUGGAAAGAGCCGGUAUCCGACUUCAGGAUAUCCAUCCUGAUCCUUUGGUGUCAUUUCCGGUGUUCAAACGCGACUACAACAACGACUGGGACCAGUGGUGGCUGCGGCAUGACAAAUUUGCCAAAAAAGCAAAAUGA
Messenger RNA from Necator americanus (New World hookworm), 1956 nucleotides. RefSeq lists its product as uncharacterized. Bases 1 to 1956 code for a protein of 651 amino acids. Gene Ontology annotation, cellular component: clathrin adaptor complex; mitochondrion; cytoplasmic vesicle. Gene Ontology annotation, biological process: intracellular protein transport; endocytosis; mitochondrial translation. The transcript is spliced from 18 exons. Gene Ontology annotation, molecular function: structural constituent of ribosome. The record is from RefSeq and is a predicted model, not a curated record. Lineage: Eukaryota; Metazoa; Nematoda; Chromadorea; Rhabditida; Ancylostomatidae.